AGAUCCCGUCGCAGAUCGCAGCGCAUUCACCGUCCCCAGCAUGCUGGUGCCCAAACGAUCGAGUCUGCUGAGGCCCGUGGCUCUCAGAGCCCAUGUCGGCUGUGCUGCCACCCCGCUCCCGCUGGCCGUGCGUCCUGCCCUGGCUCAGCCCAAACCCGAAUCGUCGCUUCGAGCCCCUCGCUUGUCAAUCCAGCCCUGCCAGUUGCGGCUUCUCCACAUCACUCCCAGAUGCCUUCGACAGAGCGCCGACUCAGACGGUGUCGAUACGGACUCUCUCGAGGCCGGCAUCAACAUUGGUGAUCUUGUGGAGGUUCGAAGGGGCGGCAAGUCUUUCCUCGGCAUCAUCAUGAAGCUGCCUGGUGCCCGUGGCUCUGGCGAGAACGACUACCAGACAGUGGUCGAACACUUUCACUGGAUCAGUCACUCCGAAGCCCAGAUCAGCUUCCGCAUCCCCGGCUGGGCAUUCUCCAAGAUCGUUCAGAGGGCUACUGAGAAGGGCGAGAGCGUGCUUCCGCAAUACCAGUCGAGCCUCAGUCGGAGCGGCAAUCUGUUUGACUUGACAGGUGUGCCCCCCAUCGCCGUCCAGCACCUCGACAGAUUCAAGGAAGCAGCCGAGUCGUACCGGUUCUCGAAGGUCCAGAGGAUGAACCAACUCUACAGCGCCAUCGUCAAGAAGCGCACCACAAUCACCCUCGUCGAGGCCGCACAGUGGAUCUACUACAACGGAGAGGACGGCACCAGCCCCACCAGCGCCGAACUGUAUGCCACCUUUCUGUAUCUGCUCAAGAACAGCGUCCAGUUCUCGCCUGUCGAUCCAUGGGCGAUUGGACUCACGCCCGAGUUCCGUGUCCGCGACCCCGAGGAGGUCCAGAAGAUUGACUGGCUGCGAAAGCAAAUCUCGAGCCAGCGCCAAGGCAGUGCCUUUGAGAGCUUCAUCGCAAAGGCCCGGACUCUGAUUGACUGGAGUCGUAGCCGCGACGGCGGCAGCAACGCUCCACCCGAGACGCCUCCCAAGGUGACCUUCUCAUCGGAUGACCAAGUCUUCAUUGACGCUGUCAAGACGUAUAUUUCGCUGUCGGCGCACUUGCCAAGCGUCUACGAGACGAUCGUGCUCUCGGGCAUCAUCAAGGAGCUGCAGCCUCUCUAUCGGUACCGCAGUAACAAGCAGGACGCCAUCUUGCUGCUCAAAGAAAUCGGCGUCUGGACACCCUGGGAAAACACUCGGAUCUACAUCGGCGGCAAGCGAGGCGUCGUCGAGACCUUGGAGGGACACGGCCUGGCCUCGUGGGCCGAUGAUGUUGCCCGGGAGGGCGAGCGAUAUGGCGAUCUCUUGCUGACUCAACCCCACGUCGAGUUUGAUGCAGCCGGCAAGCAAAUUGUCCCCACCGACAGCGCCAGCCAGCUCGCCAAGAAGACAGACAAAUCUCCGUCCGAGAACGAGCCGGCGUCGGAUCGGCAGCACAUCCUGAACACGAUUCGAAACCUCACCGUUUCCCCCAAGGUCGAUGAAACCGACCGCUUCUUUGAUGUCGAGCCGUGCGCACACCUCCGCCGGGACUUUGGCAGCACUCCUGUCUACGUGAUUGAUGAUCCCACUGCCCACGAGCUGGACGACGGCAUGUCGGUCGAGGAGACUCCACAGGGAACCUGGCUGCACGUUCACAUUGCCGAUCCAACGGCCUACAUCCCGGUCUCACAUCCAAUCUCGCUGAUUGCGCAGCUCCGCGCCAACUCGGUUUACUUGCCUGAGCGCCACUACCCCAUGAUGCCCGAUAUCCUCAGCGAGGAGCGCUUCAACCUCGGCAAGUCACAGUGCGCCAUGACCUUUAGUGCUCUCAUCGGAGAGGACGGCCAGAUCCGCGACUACAAGGUGCAGCCGAGCAUCAUUCGCAACCCCAAGAUUGUCCACUACGAUGACGUCGACACUGUACUCAACUGGGACCAGAUCUAUGCCACCGACCGCAACCCCUCGACGCUGUCGCCAUGGGCGCGCUUGGCCCUGAAGCGCAGGGAUCUGCCGCGCGAUCCCCGCUUUGACAGCCAGGCCGUCAAGGAUCUGCAGGCCAUCCAGCGGCUUGCGGGGGCGCAUCUCAAGCACCGCAUCAAGAUGGGCAAGCUGGCUGCCGAUCAACCCGACAUCUCGGUGCGCGUCGAGGAGUAUCCGCUGCCCAAGGCGCCGUUGAACUCACCGACGCCAUUCUGGCCCGAUGUCCAGCCCGAGAUUGUGGUCAACGCCAACAAGGCCGCGCACAUCUCGCCGGCCCACGUCAUGGUCUCCGAGAGCAUGGUCGUUGCUGGCCGCAUCGCUGCAAAGUUCUGCGCCGACCGACACAUCCCCGUGAUCUAUCGCGGCCAGCGGUCGAUGCUGGCUCAAGCCCAAGAUGCGCGCGACCGUAAGGGCUGGCGGGCUGCCGACCAGUAUCCGCCAGACUCGGUCUUGGUUUCUCUGCUGGACCGUGUUCGCAGCCAGACUUGCGACCGCAGCGGCAUCGCUCCGUUCAUCACCUUUUUCGAGCUGCUGGCCUUCAUGCCGGCGGCCCAGGCGAGCCUGGAGCCUCUCGGGCACUUUACCAUGGGUAUACCUGGGCCCGGCGCCCUGAACGGAUAUGAAAAGGAUGGCUUUGUCGGCUACGUCAAGGUCACGUCACCCCUGCGUCGCUACAAGGACAUGAUUGCCCAUUGGCAAAUGAAGGCCUGGCUCCUGCGCGACCGCCCCGCCGGCAUCUCCAGUGUGGGCUCGGGCGUCGCCGUGGCCGAUCCCACCGGCACUUUGCCCUAUCCCUUCACGGUCGAGGCUAUGACCGAGCUGCUGGGCCGGCUGCACCAUGCCCAGAAGCGCACCGACUACGUCUCUUCCAAGAGCGAGCGGUACUGGCUGAUGGAGUGGAUGCGACGCCGACAAAAGCUGUGGCUCAGUGGAUCCCCAGGCGACACGGUCAACUCGGCGACCAUGCCCUAUGUUCCGCCGACAAGCUUCCAUGACCGCCUUGGGCACUACGAGCGGCCUCAAGAAUCAGCACUCCUGCCUGCCGCCGCGGGCCUCGAACCCGUCUACCAGGCCCUGGUUCUUCCCUCCGGCGGUCAAAAGCGGCCGCGCGUGCUCUUGGCAGACCUUGGCGGUGAGGAAGCCCGCCUCGGUGUACCGGUCGACGCCGCUCCAGGCUCCUACAUCGACGUGGUUGUGAGCAAGCUUGACUUUUCGGGCAGCUACAUCGAGGUGAUCCCCAAGGCGGCUGUGUUGUGAGUGCGCUCGGGCAAGUGCGAGUAGAUGCGACGAUGGUCCUGCGCCAUGGCCGGCUUGCCGCAGAGCAAGCGAACCAAUAUAGCUUCUGCGAUAGAA
Molecule: messenger RNA, 3340 nt
Organism: Polychytrium aggregatum
Lineage: Eukaryota; Fungi; Chytridiomycota; Chytridiomycetes; Polychytriales
Exons: 3
Coding region: 41-3244 (1067 amino acids)
Biological process (GO): mRNA catabolic process
Cellular component (GO): exosome (RNase complex); P-body
Molecular function (GO): RNA binding; 3'-5'-RNA exonuclease activity
Source: RefSeq, a predicted model, not a curated record